Molecule: messenger RNA, 345 nt
Organism: Clunio marinus
Lineage: Eukaryota; Metazoa; Arthropoda; Insecta; Diptera; Chironomidae
Source: the annotation of a GenBank genome assembly
AUGAGGCCAAAACUUGACUACUACAUCACUUCACGCAAUUGUCUAUUUACGUUUCUCUCUGCUGGCAUGGAUGGAGUCGUCUUAUCAGACAGCAGAUUGUUCGCUUCUCCCGCUGUUCACACAAAGCCAUCAUGUGAUGAUGAAGAUGAGAGUCGAAUGAGAAUGUCGUGUAUCGAAACUCUUAAACAUCUCUUUGAAAUGAGACAAAUAGAAAGCAAUAUGCUUCUUCGACCUAAAAUAAGUUCAGAUUCAAUUAAAAAUGAGAAGAUGUUCGUUCGAGAGUGCCGAAAACUGAGACCUCAGUCACAUCUCAUUUCAUACAAGAAAUUAAUGGAAAAAGUUUAA